This is a messenger RNA of Gadus chalcogrammus (walleye pollock), 11297 nucleotides long. It is a transcript of the gene slc12a4, whose product is annotated as solute carrier family 12 member 4. Gene Ontology annotation, biological process: cell volume homeostasis; chloride transmembrane transport; chemical synaptic transmission. Gene Ontology annotation, cellular component: membrane. The transcript has 24 exons. Gene Ontology annotation, molecular function: potassium:chloride symporter activity. The record is from RefSeq and is a predicted model, not a curated record. The coding region runs from base 6953 to 10144 and encodes 1063 amino acids. Lineage: Eukaryota; Metazoa; Chordata; Actinopteri; Gadiformes; Gadidae.
GCCCUACAGCAAAGGGGAAACUAAAAAACUCAAAAACAAGCGCUCCCAUGGACAAAAGAUGGAGCUGUGUUUGUGCCAAGAGAGGAUUUCCUCUGACAAAGAGCAGGCUGAGCGCACUCAGCUCCACUACGCAGUGCAAAGCACCCCAGGUUUCAGUUCCCUGUUUCAGCCUGUUUCAGUCUGUCUGUCUGGCCCUCUCUCCCUCUCUGUUUCCACAUGUGUGUACUGUAGCAACUAAGACAACCAGAUAUGGCUGACUCCUUCACACAGAGCCGGAGGCACACAGAAGGAGAGUCUUUGUGUUGGUGCUGGAUUGGAUUUCAUGACUGCUGGGUUCUUGGUGGUUUGGGUGGACUGUGGAGUCGCAAACAAAACCAUAAAAUAAACAAAGGGACAAACUAGAGACAAGGCUUAGCCAGGCAGAGGGCUAAUAAAAGGCCAGGCUUGGGAGUGGCUGCCCCCGCACCAUGACAUGGCUGGGUGGGCCGGCCCGAGGUCUACUACUGUAUGGAACAGGGCUGGCCGCGGUCGCACACAUUGGCUGCCCAUUCAUUUACUGCUGCGUGGCUGCCAGUAAACCUCUCUGACAGUCCAUGUCAGGUCGUGUAAACUCAUUGAGCACGGUUAAUCUUUAACCAGGAGAACCACCGUUAACGACACACAAGUCUGUCCCACGUGCUGUCUGUCUGUCUGUCUGUCUGUAUGUCUGUCUGUCUGUCUGUCUGUCUGUCUGUCUGUCUAUCUGCCUGCCUGUCAGAUUGCACAUAUGUCUGCCUGUCUGUCUGUCAGCGCAUGUGUCUAUCAGUCUAUCCGACGUAUGAAACUGUGUUAAAAGGAGGGAGUGCGUUUCAGGACAUUGUGGCAAAGUUUUCUGAUACUAUGUCCCUCGAAUGCAAAGAAGUGCAUGAAAGAAAUAUGAAAUGUUAAUUCAAGCAUGGAGAAUAUUGAUAAGAUUAAGGCCAGACCGUUUAGCUAUGUGCUAUGGCUAUGGCUAUGGGCUGAUCAAUUUGUUCCAGUGACUUCUUUUUGCCUCUGAUCCCACUGCCUUUCCAUUUUAAAGAAAACCAACAGUAUGUCCUAAAGCAUUUGAAUAAGACUUAAGCUCUAUUGCCUCAACACAUGAGCCAGAGAGAGCGAGUGAUAGAAUAUCUUUAAUUAUGGAAAUGAUCACAACGGCUUCUCCAGUUCAAACAAAACUCUUAAAAUUCAGUUGGCAUAACCUUAUGGAUGUGGGUGAUGUGUUGUCAGUAGCGUUGUGUGUCCCCUGUUGCAAAAUAUUUAAAAGAAAGUACUGGUCCUGAAAAGAGAAUUUGCUUAAUUGAAUCGGUAACGGAAGUUUUAGUGAUGGCAGGAGAGACUCUAAGGAAGGUUUGGUCUCCCUGACCGGUAUAAUCCUUGGGUUCAUCUUCAUUGAAUAAACAUCGUUUUUUUUAAUUUGUCCUGAAAGUGAUAAAAAGAUGUGAUGGAGAAACUCAACUUUCCUAUCGUGUUAGUCGAGGGUGGAACCGGAUAAAAACAACACCGCUGUGCCAGAUGUGUGUUCCAAGAACGGGCGUAUGAAGCGUGACUUCAUGGUGGGUGUGGUGGCUCCGUGUAUGGAACAUGCUGAAGGACCCCAGUGUCAUGUCCCGUCCUGCUAGCCUGUCACAGGGCUGAGUUUGUUCAGGUCUGAGAACACAACUCUGUGCCCCGUUGCUCACUGAACACUGUGGCCAUUGUAGCUGAGCUGCCCUCCACUAGAGGACCAGUGCAGUAUGCCGGCCAUGUGCUGGAUCUGUGUCUCUCUGUGAACUGCUGGCCUGGGUACACACUUCAAACUGUCUUAGCGGAAACCGCGUUCUCCUCCUUGUGCAUAUAUGCUAUCCUUACAUUCUAUUUGAUGGUGUCAUGUGCUAAAUUAGAUUAUUUUACAAAACAUUAUAUGUAGUGUAAUAAAAUAAGUUGCAUCGUUACAUGUGCCCAUGCUUUGAGAUCUUUUAACACCGUGGCAACACUGUGCAUGCUUACAGCCCUUAUUUCAUUCAAUUGCAUCAGGAAACGUUAGAAACAGCAGACAGACCAGUUGACAAAAGCCCAACUUGCUGCCCCAGUGACUUACAGCAAGGCAUCUGAGCCGUAAAGAUCCCAACUACUGUUUUUUUUUCUCCUAUAUGGAGCUACGGGGCUGUCUGCCAGAUAGUGUUGCUUUGGAAGAGUUCAGAGUGAGUCCCUCCUCAGGUUUAACACAUUCUGGAAGAACAGUGGCUCGCUCUGAUCCAGUCCAAACACAUGGUGUAUAUGAUACUCCCGUACACCGUAUGCUGAGAUAUAUCAUACACAACGGCUUAAGACUAUGUUCACAGGGCAGUGGGGGUCAGGCAUGCUGAGGGCAUGAUAGAUAUGUGGGUGUGUGUGUGCGGGUACAUGCUGCUGUCUGUUUAUAAAGACUUAUAGCGUUUAUUUUGGGGGCGCAUGUUGAAUGCUGAUAUGUUGAUAUUGCAUUGAGUUUCUCAGUUGAUUAAUUUGGUUGUUCAAACUGAUAGCGCCCUUAUAAUAGGUGAGCAUGUGGUCGCUUUUGUUUGUUCAGUGUUUGCCUGAACUUAAGAACUUAAGCAUUGAUAUUCUUCUAUUGGACCAGCUGUCAAGAAUGACUGGCGAUGCUGUUGCCGUAAUGUAUCGGGUAAAUGCCCAUUCAGUAUGUGGGAUGUCUGCAUCUGAUUCUAUGUGACAUAGGUUUGUAAAUUUCAUGUUGUUUUGAAAACCUUUGUGAGAAACCAGUGAAACACAGAAUAGGGCACAGCAAAUAUGACCUGAACUAAACCUGAUAUUAUCGGUUUAUAACAGCAGGAAGCCCUUCCUUUUCCCCUUACCUUAAACUAUUCCCUGAGGCUAGCGAAGUUGCUUGUGUCCUUGAAGGUCGUAUUAAACUUGGCCACUCAUGAUUAAGGACAGGGAUACCUUGUGACCCUAUUGGAAAAUGAGUUCAUGCUGACAGACUCCAAGGUUCUGGCAUUUUAGGUCGGACAGGAAAGGACAAACACAUUAUAUCAUUUUUCUUAUCGUUUUUCAUAAGUUCUUAAUUAUGGAUAUGGAUACUGGUGCUGUUUACAACACAACUAAAUAUGAAAUAUCCUAUAUUACCAAUGCAUUUGCGAAUGAAAUAAAAUAUGUUUAAUAACCCUGGAUACUGAACAUUGACAUUGACAUUAAUUGAUAUAAUACCCAGAGCCAUUUUAAAGUUCAGUGCUGUAUAAUUACAUAGGCCAACAGAUUGAUCGUCAUCCUAAUGCUCUCAUUCCAGAAACAAACUUCUGUGCAAAAUUAAUAUGUAUUUUUAUCCCUAUGGUAUGUGCAAAGAACAUAGCAUUCUAUACGGCUGUUGUGAGGCUUGAGACAAAGUGAAAGACACUGGAUCAGCUCUCCCGAAUGGUAUAUCGUGGAAUGCUUUCCCUGAGAAGUAGACAGAACUCUUCCACAGGCUUUCGGAGACAUCCAUGCUUAUUUUGCAAACUGGUUUUAAGUGUUAUCAUAAUUGCCGCACCAUCUGUUAAAUACUCCUAUCAGAGGGAUGUCUGGAAGCUUCAUCAGUGGAUUCCUUUUCAAUAUACUGAACAGAUAUUCUCUGCUAAUGACAGACACCAUGCUGUCUUCAAUGGCAUUACUAUGCAGCCCGGAAAACAUCAACACUGAUCCACCGACUCUCACAUUUCGUGACCUUCUAGACUUUUUUCAGUCGUUUUCCUCAUCAUUAGCGCCAGUCAAGAACUAGCAUGCACCGCUGCAUCGCACGCUGGCAUUCCUCUGGUCUUGUGAUAGGAGUCUUCCAGAUCAAGGAACCAUGAUGUUCCUGCACGCCGUUUGAAGUGUUGCAGAACUGAUUUGAGCGGUGUUUGUUGCAUGUGACGACAUGGUCGGACAUCUGGUGAAUUUGGCAAAUAUUGGAUGAAGUUAUGCUACAAACUUCUAUUGAGUAGGUAAUAGCACAGGUGACAACCAUGACAUACUGACUAAUAAACUUAUAUUACUAUUAUUAGCUCAGCCACCAAGAAAGUAAACUGAGGGCCUGGCUAAGAGACCUACGUUUUAUACACAUAGAUAUUCAUAUAUUUGUGACAUCUGUACAUCAUUACGCUUUAUACACUUGUUCAUCAAAGAAGCACGGAGAAAGAUGCACACAAACGCACACACGCAAACAGUUUUAUUGGCAACUUACCCCCCAUGGUAGAGUGGGCUAAACUGCAUGACUUCUCUGCCUCUCAGUAUUAAAUGAUCAUUAAACGGGAUGUUCAGCAAAGCGGCUUUCACAGCCCAAGGGGCUAAUGGUGAGCGAUAUUGUUUUCCACGGCUAAUCGGCUCUAACAGUCCUGGCAUGCUGACUUUUCUCACUAGGUUAUAAAUAGAAGGAAAAAGCUAUAAUAAAGCCCCUCAUUUGUCAGUUAACUUAUUAAUAACAAAAUCUAUGUUUAUGUGUUUUUGAAGAAUCCCAGUUUGGCUAUGCAGUGACAGUGUUGGCGGUUUCUUUGGUUAUCAGGGCCGAGAUGUUGUGAAGUAGAGGCUCAAGGUAGAAAGGGCUUAUUCUUAACCCCUACACAAACAGACAUACAAACAGUCACACGUACAAACACACAUAGGCAUACAAACACACUAUGUGUUAUUUAGUUGGUGCCACUACUAAAAUGCCGUACAGGACACUAGUGCCCCAGCUUCACGUGUUUUAGAGACAACUGCUUCUAAUCGCUCAAGACAUGUUUUGUGAAGUUUUGAGCAGUGGGGGUUGUGUGUGUCCAUCAUUAAUGUCAUGGUAAUGACAGUUCCCUUCUCACCAUGCAAAACCCAACAGGGUACCCGUCUCACUGUGUAUACCAUAUGAGACCUAUAAGACCACCUCAUCCAGGACGUCUCGGUUGUGAUUCCCUGAUCCGGUCUUGGGUUUGAAAUAUGCUUUCACAUGACCAAUUUGUCAUACAAACUGUACUCUAAUUAGGACUAAUCUAGCCCAUGAAAGGCCCAUCAAAUUCAUAUCACUGUGUCCAUCUUUUCGGGUGAUUAUCAGACCCAAGGUCAGCUGAAGAGACGAAACAGCCACCUGUGUCAAAGAGCUGUUAAUGCUAUAGGGUUGGCAAUGUAUUUUAGAAGCCUUUUGGGCAAAUUUAGGCAGUCCCUUAUCUAAAGCUAGCUAACUAGUCCUAUCUUUUGGGGAAGUUCUUGAGGAUGGCCUGAAGGGAGGUUGGAUUCUUUGAUGAUCUAGCGUUCUCUGGCUGAUACCCAUCUGCACAAAUGCCUGUUGGUUACUAAGUCUCCCAACCCCGGAACAUUCUGGAGAAGUUCUGGGGGUUAAUGCUGAGGGGUGAUAUUCAUUAUCAUCACAACGGUGUAAUAUUUCGGAAAUGAUGAUCAUUGAUCACAGCCUUCAAGGAGACACCGUGCCCUGCUUCUAUAGUCCAACAGCUAAUAUUGACUUGCUGUAAUUGCCAUAGAAGGGUCAGUGUGAUCCCAUGACAUCAUCUCCAUCCAAAGGUCCGACAUGUCACAGACUAGUGUGACAUGCUCUCUCGAUGUCCCGUACAACUCAUCUCAUCACUCAUACACAGCGCUCAUCUGUUCAUCAGCACCGGGGUGGUCACCUGAAACAAGGAGGCAGUUUAAUUAAAAUACCUCAGCUUGUUCCAAAACCUGCUUGUGCGGUUACUCUUACCUUCCCAGCUAUCUCAGAUAGUGUUUCAGCCCCGGAGAGGUGGUGGAUCGUCUCUCAGAGAGGAGAGACCAACGAGUGACUUGUCGAAACACGCUAGCAUAAAUCCCCUGUGCUACCGUUGUGUGCCCUGACACAAGGCUGUCAUGGCAGGCAAGCUCCAGUGUGUGUGUGUGUGUGUGUGUGUGUGUGUGUGUGUGUGUGUGUGUGUGUGUGUGUGUGUGUGUGUGUGUGUGUGUGUGUGUGUGUGUGUGUGUGUGUGUGCAUGUGUGUGUUUGUGACUUUGUAACAGAGUUAAUCCCUAAUCUUUGUAAUUAGAAGUCCAAAGUGAAGUUAUUAGCUGGAGACCCUCCCCCGCCAAAGGCAUGCACAAACACACACACACACGCAGCCACGCACCCACACUCACACACACACAGGAACGCACAAAUACACACACCAAACACCCCUUCGCUAGCUCCUUUGACCUUAUGCACUUCAUUGAGGGCUCCAUGCAGUGAAUAGAGGGCCCUGUGGCAAUCUUACAGCGUUACCAUGUCAACAGCAACAAGUUAAAAUGUACGUAAACAUGAAUAACCAGCUCUGAUGGGGUACAAGCCUGAACUAAUUUCCUUUACAACUGGAUCAAUGUUUGAAUGCAUCGCAAAUAUAGGCCUGAACUUUUCUUUUUUUGACUUCAAGAUUGGAACAUGUCAUGAUACAGGUCCUCAAAAUAUGUUGCAUUAGAAAGCCACAUCCAACCUUGAGCACUGCAUCAAAUAAUUGUUUUCUGUUUUUAUUGAUAUUCCUGAAGAGCCACUAAGAGCAUUCAUACACUAGAGGGCAGCAUAAGCAUUGCUUAUGUCUUAUCUUGCAAACAAGAUCGCCACCGUUUUGGGGGAAUUUUUAUUUUGUAUUUAAAAGGGGUCAUAUUCCCUGUUUUGUUUGCAAGAGUAUUCAGCAUUUCCUGGCAAAUUAUGCAUCACUAUUAGCCUGUAUAAAUUUAUAACAUAACUCAACCUCUUUUUAUGAUGAAAAACACUUACAGUGAAAGCUGUUGUGUUGGAUCUCACAGUCUGUUAGCGUGUUUGCGUGUGACUAUAGUGUGUGUCCGGGUGUCCAUGUGUGUAUGAGCGUGCGUGCCGGGGCCUCCGGUUGUUUGUUGACCCUGGGUGAUGCUGUGUGUCCUGAAUGGUGAUUGACUUUUCCCCUCGCAGCUCAGAGCACAGUGCUGCACCACAGCCGACAUCAUAGGGAGUAGUACAUCAUAGUACAACAGCCCAGUUAGGGACCUCAGCAACCAUGCUGCCCCACAACAACAGCAGUUACAAGGGGGUUUGGACCACAGGACUUGGGAAUCACAAAGAAGAUAGUCCAUUCCUUAAUAAUGUGGAUGCUGCCAGGAAAAACGACUUCUACGACCGGAAUCUGGCCUUGUUUGAGGAAGAGCUGGACAUACGUCCGAAGGUCUCCAGCUUCCUCAGCCGAUUGGUCAACUACACCAACAUCACGCAGGGAGCCCGGGAGCACGAGGAAGAGGAGAGCGCCAACGUCUCCCGCAAGAAGGCCCCGAAGGCCCCCAACAUGGGCACCCUGAUGGGGGUGUACCUGCCCUGCCUGCAGAACAUCUUCGGGGUGAUUCUGUUUCUGCGGCUGACCUGGAUCGUAGGAACGGCCGGCAUCGCUCAGUCCCUCAUCAUCGUCUUCAUGUGCUGCUCGUGUACAAUGCUAACAGCCAUAUCAAUGAGUGCCAUUGCGACGAACGGUGUGGUUCCAGCUGGAGGAGCCUACUUCAUGAUCUCCCGCUCGCUGGGCCCAGAGUUCGGAGGGGCGGUGGGAUUGUGUUUCUACCUGGGGACCACCUUCGCCGCUGCCAUGUACAUACUUGGGGCUAUAGAAAUCUUCCUGAAAUACCUUCUCCCCCAGGCGGCCAUAUUCCACGCCAGCGGCCCCCAAGGCGGGGACAGCGCCAUGCUGAACAACAUGAGGGUGUAUGGGACCCUCUGCCUCAGCCUCAUGGCCCUGGUGGUCUUUGUGGGCGUCAAGUACGUCAACAAGCUGGCCUCGCUCUUCCUCGCCUGCGUCAUCAUCUCCAUCUUCUCCAUCUACGCCGGUGCCAUCAAGUCCAUCACGCACCCCCCGGAGUUCACGGUCUGCAUGCUGGGCAACAGAACCCUGGAGAGAGACCUCUUCGACGUGUGCUCUAAGACGGUGGUGGUGGGCAACGAGACCGUCCCGAGCCAGCUGUGGAGGUCCUUCUGCCCCGAGGGGAACGUGAGCAGCGCUCAGUGUGACGACUACUUCAGCCAGAACAACCUGACGGAGAUACCGGCCAUCCCCGGCCUGGCCAGUGGCAUUAUCAGUGACAACAUGUGGGGGGACUACAUGCAGAAGAAUGACGUGAUGGAGAAAGCGGGCCUGUCCUCGGUGGAUGCCAAGGGGCCGGCGGAGAGCAUUGGCAUGUAUGUGACCGCAGACAUCGCCACAUCCUUCACGCUGCUGGUAGGGAUCUUCUUUCCCUCCGCUACAGGCAUCAUGGCGGGGUCUAACCGGUCGGGAGACCUCCGCGACGCCCAGAAGUCCAUCCCUGUGGGAACCAUCCUGGCCAUCACCACCACGUCGCUCGUCUACUUCAGCUCUGUGGUUCUGUUUGGGGCCUGCAUCGAAGGUGUGGUCCUGAGGGACAAGUUUGGGGACGCGGUCAAUAAGAAUCUAGUGGUGGGAACUCUGUCCUGGCCGUCACCCUGGGUCAUCGUGAUUGGCUCCUUUUUCUCCACCGUGGGGGCAGGGCUCCAGUCCCUGACCGGUGCUCCCCGUCUCCUACAGGCCAUCGCCAAGGACAACAUCAUCCCGUUCCUACGGGUGUUUGGGCAUGGUAAGGCCAACGGAGAGCCCACCUGGGCCCUGCUCUUGACUGGGGUCAUCGCUGAACUAGGCAUCCUCAUCGCCUCCCUGGACAUGGUGGCCCCCAUCCUUUCCAUGUUCUUCCUGAUGUGUUACCUCUUCGUGAACCUGGCAUGUGCCGUCCAAACUCUGCUGCGCACACCCAACUGGAGGCCACGCUUCAAGUACUACCACUGGGCGCUGUCCUUCCUGGGGAUGAUCAUGUGCGUGGCGCUGAUGUUCAUCUCGUCUUGGUACUACGCCAUCGUGGCCAUGGGCAUUGCCGGCCUUAUCUACAAGUACAUCGAGUACCAAGGGGCAGAGAAGGAGUGGGGCGAUGGGAUAAGAGGCCUGUCACUGAGCGCCGCUCGCUACGCUCUGCUGAGACUGGAGGUCGGGCCGCCCCACACCAAGAACUGGAGACCUCAGCUGCUGGUGCUGCUGAAGAUGGACGAAGACCUCCAUGUCAAGUACCCCCGGCUGCUGACCUUCGCCUCGCAGCUCAAGGCGGGCAAAGGGCUGACCAUCGUGGGCUCUGUGAUCCAGGGGAACUUCCUGGAGAGCUAUGGGGAAACACAGGCGUCUGAACAGGCCAUCAAGAACAUGAUGGAGAUUGAGCGGGUGAAGGGCUUCUGCCAGGUGGUGGUGGCCUCCAAGGUGAGGGACGGCAUUGCCCACCUGAUCCAGUCCUGCGGCCUGGGGGGCAUGAAGCACAACACGGUGGUGAUGGGCUGGCCCUACGGCUGGAGGCAGAGCGAGGACCCCCGCGCCUGGAAGACCUUCAUCAACACGGUGCGCUGCACCACGGCCGCCCACCUGGCCCUGAUGGUGCCCAAGAACGUGUCCUUCUACCCCAGCAACCACGAACGCUUCAGCGACGGCAACAUCGACGUGUGGUGGAUCGUACACGACGGGGGCAUGCUCAUGCUGCUGCCCUUCCUGCUCAAGCAGCACAAGGUGUGGCGGAAGUGCAACAUGCGCAUCUUCACUGUGGCCCAGAUGGACGACAACAGCAUCCAGAUGAAGAAGGACCUAGCCACCUUCCUCUACCAGCUAAGGAUCGAGGCUGAGGUGGAGGUGGUGGAGAUGCACGACAGCGAUAUCUCCGCCUACACGUACGAGCGGACGUUGAUGAUGGAGCAGAGGUCUCAGAUGCUGAGGCAGAUGAGGCUGUCCAGUGCAGAGAGGGACCGAGAGGCCCAACUGGUGAAGGACCGGCACUCCCUGGUGCGCAUGGGAAGCCUGUACUCUGACGAGGAGGAGGAGGUGCUGGAGUCUCCCACGGAGAAGGUCCACAUGACCUGGACCAAGGAGAAGUGUGAGGCGGAGAGGAGGAACCACACCAACGCCCCAGAGAACUUCAGAGAGCUCAUCAGCAUAAAACCGGACCAGUCCAACGUGAGGCGGAUGCACACGGCGGUGAAGCUGAACGAGGUGAUCGUCAACCGGUCCCACGACGCCCGCCUGGUGCUGCUCAACAUGCCCGGCCCGCCCCGGGACACGGGCGGGGACGAGAACUACAUGGAGUUCCUUGAGGUUCUGACCGAGGGCUUGGAGCGAGUGCUGCUGGUCCGAGGAGGGGGGCGGGAAGUCAUCACCAUCUACUCCUGACCAACCACCCUAACCCUAACUACUGCUACUACUAUACUACUACUAUACUACUACUAUAAAGGGCUCGCCCGGCCUCGGCCCAGCCCCGGCGAGACACAGCAACACAUGACUAGCGGUACUGGUGUUCGCUUUACGACUUCUGAGAUCCUUUACAAAAAGAAGACUCUCUCAGAAAUAUCUGUUAAUAUCCCAACUUUUCCAAGUCACGUUCAGACCAAACGUCCAUCAACGAUGUCAGUAUUUUUUGUAUUUUCUUAGUUAGAAGCUCGCUAACUAUGCUAGCGUGUAGAUACACCUGCGACUAAAUAGGGACUCUGUACAACGCAGUCAGACGGACUCUUCUGGACAGUGGAUUGGUUUCUUUCUUUCUUCUGCUACGCUAGCUUCUGCAGUGCGCCUCACCCAACGCUUCUAGCAGCGCCUUGGCAGCAGAAAUGUAUUUAUUACCUUAUUUAUUUGUUAGUUCUCCCCACAAUGAGGUUAGAGAGAUAUAAACAUGAUGAGAAAUUGUAGAAGUCAUUGCUGGUAAUGGACGUGUAUUAAAAUGUUAUUUGUGAAUGUAGAUGCAAGGGAAUUGUAAAAGCAAUUGCUGAAGGUGUUCUUUGUUUUUUUUUUAUUUAUGGAUGUUUUGUAUUGGACAAGGAUUUAUAUUGUUAAGAAAUACGUUUUGAAGAUAAAUAGUUUUUGGAAUCACCACACAUGUAUUUUUAUUUGAUUUUGUAUCUGACGGACUAGAAACAAGAUAUAUUUCCUGCGCCAUCACAGGCAUUGUUGCACACAUUCCUGUUUCUUACUCUAUAGAUUGAAGUGUGGAUGGGAAAAACUACCUUUUGUAUUAAUAAAUAAAACACCAAGGAAAUGGAAUGCCUGGAGUCUUGUAUUUUGUCAACUGGAUAGCUUUUCCUUGAUUUGUCAACUUAAGUUGAGUGUCUUAUGUAUAACAGUCACUUGCAAUCAAAUACUUAUUCAUCAAACAGCAUAACUCUGCAGAUUGUGUGUGCUGCCUGCCUGAUUUGAGUCUAACAUAAAUAGCUACAUGAACUCUGCUAGUUUUAUAAGGCCAUAAAGUUAUACACCAAAUCUCGGUAACACUUAACUGAAACCUUUAAGAAUUUAUAGUGAUUCUCAUUUUUCAAGUAUGAAUACUCAUUGG